Gadus macrocephalus (Pacific cod) is the source of this 2377-nucleotide messenger RNA. RefSeq names its product solute carrier family 1 member 5 (gene slc1a5). The coding region runs from base 198 to 1775 and encodes 525 amino acids. Lineage: Eukaryota; Metazoa; Chordata; Actinopteri; Gadiformes; Gadidae. The transcript has 8 exons. Gene Ontology annotation, cellular component: plasma membrane. The record is from RefSeq and is a predicted model, not a curated record. Gene Ontology annotation, biological process: L-aspartate import across plasma membrane. Gene Ontology annotation, molecular function: symporter activity; L-aspartate transmembrane transporter activity; neutral L-amino acid transmembrane transporter activity.
UUGUUCCACGCUCGGACUAGGUAUUCUCGGGGCGUCAGAGAGGGAGCGAAACUGAGCUGUUACAGGCGAUCACCACUCAGGGAGACGCUGCCUUCACUCACUGACGAGUCCUUUACUGGCGCUUUUCUAGUCAGUAGCUCUACGUUUAAUCACAGAAUCGUCUUGUUUUAGGAGUUAGUUUCAGCAGAGCGCACACGAUGGCUGAGAAGAUCGACAUGGAGCCGAGCAAGGCGUCCUCCGAGGAGGUUUACCAGGACGACCCGGUGUCCAACGGGCUGGGCCCGGUCACCACGGCCGUCCCGGAGACGCUGCAGCAGCGGGUGCGGAGGAUCGUCCUGGCCAACCUGCUGGUCAUCCUGACCGUGGCCGGAGUCAUCGUCGGAGUCAUCAUCGGUAUGGCGGUCCGCAACACGGAGCUCACCCGGACGCAGGUCAUCUACAUCGGCUUCCCCGGAGAGCUGCUCAUCCGCCUGCUGAAGAUGAUCAUCAUCCCGCUGGUGGUUUGCAGCCUGGUGUCCGGGGCGGCGAGCAUCGACCCCAAGGCCCUGGGCCGGCUGGGCGGCUGGGCCAUGCUCUUCUUCCUGGUCACCACGCUCCUGUCCUCGUCUAUCGGCGUGGUGAUGGCGUUCAUCAUCAAGCCCGGCUCCAACACGGGCUCCAAGCCCCGGGUGGCCGGGCUAGGGGACGCCGUGCCGCAGCCCAAGGAGAUCAUCGACUCCUUCCUGGACCUCAUCAGGAACCUCUUCCCCUCCAACCUGGUGUCGGCGGCCUUCCAGUCGUACGGAACCGGCUACAGGUUCAUCACCACCAACGGGACCAACAUCACCGUGGAGAAGGUUCCCAUCGGUCUGGAUCAGGACGGGAUGAACAUCCUGGGUCUGGUUGUGUUUGCCAUCGUGUUCGGCGUGGCCCUGAGGAAGCUGGGGGAGGAGGGGGAGAUCCUCAUCAAGUUCUUCAACUCCUUCAACGAGGCCACCAUGGUGCUGGUGUCCUGGAUCAUGUGGUACGCCCCUGUGGGCAUCAUGUUCCUGGUGGCGGGUAAGAUCGUGGAGAUGGAGGACGUGGCCACGCUGUUCUCCAGCCUGGGGAAGUACAUCGCCUGCUGCAUGGUCGGCCACGCCAUCCACGGCCUGCUGGUGCUGCCCGCCAUCUACGCCGUCAUCACCCGGAAGAACCCCUACACCUUCCUGUGGGGCACCUUCACCGCGCUGGCCACCGCCUUCGGCACCUCGUCCAGCUCGGCCACCCUCCCCCUGAUGAUGAAGUGCGUUGAGGAGAACAACGGUGUGUCGAAGCACAUCAGCCGCUUCAUCCUCCCCAUCGGCGCCACCGUCAACAUGGACGGCGCCGCCCUCUUCCAGUGCGUGGCGGCCGUCUUCAUCGCCCAGCUCAACAACAUCUCGCUCAACUUCGUCCAGGUCAUCACCGUCCUAGUGACGGCCACGGCGUCCAGUGUGGGCGCGGCGGGCAUCCCAGCGGGCGGCGUCCUGACGCUGGCCAUCAUCCUGGAGGCCGUGGGCCUGCCCACCAACGACAUCUCCCUCAUCCUGGCCGUCGACUGGCUCGUAGACCGUACCUGCACCGUGAUCAACGUGGAGGGCGACGCCUACGGCGCCGGGCUCCUGCAGCACUUUGUGGACAGCCAGGCCAAGAAGGAGGAAGGGGCGGAGCUAAGCGAGGUCAGGCUGGGGGACCACCCCCCCAGUGCCGCCCCCGAGAGCUCGCCGCUGAUGGGGAAGUCCGGGGGGCCGGGGGAAAAGGAGUCCGCAAUGUGAUACCCGCCUCAGGCUCCAGCCAAUCAGGAUCCUGCUCAGUCCCCGUCCCGCCUCCCGCCUCAGUAGAGGGCGGGACAGGGACGAACUGUCGAGAGCGGCUUCCUGCAGGAUACCGCUCACAGGAUGUUUGGUUUUUUAAGGGACAGUUUUCUAUUUAUGAUUUCAAAUCAUCGUUUGCCUUCCAAAGUACAUCAUUUCUGCCAUUUCUUCGUCUUUGACGACGAUUAAAAAGCACAUUCUUCUCUGGUGGACAAAAGCUUUCUAAAGUUUGAAGCCCUUUACUUGGCAGACCCGUCUGUAUUCUGUACACACCAAAUACACGCACGCACACACACGCUUGGACGCACACACAGCCGCACACUACCGAUGGACCUACGAGCUGCGCUGCCACUCCAAAGAAGGGCUUGCUGCUGUGGCAGGUCGAAGGUCAGGACCCUGGAACCCCACGGCCUCCAGCACCAGCACCCUCCACUGGGGGUCGAGGCUUCUGUUAGGGCGCAGUCGCACUACCUCUGUCCGUCGACGGAUCUCACUGACUGAAAAAUGUUCCGCUUUUGAGGCAGUGACGGAUCCAUCGGCCAAUCAGAUCGUGUUAUGCAAAU